Molecule: messenger RNA, 5489 nt
Organism: Nematostella vectensis (starlet sea anemone)
Lineage: Eukaryota; Metazoa; Cnidaria; Anthozoa; Actiniaria; Edwardsiidae
Exons: 15
Coding region: 286-4446 (1386 amino acids)
Biological process (GO): negative regulation of DNA-templated transcription; regulation of transcription by RNA polymerase II
Cellular component (GO): transcription regulator complex; histone deacetylase complex
Molecular function (GO): transcription corepressor activity
Source: RefSeq, a predicted model, not a curated record
AUGAAUAGACGAGUUUGUAGGCCCCGGUCAGAUAAACGUAGGAAAAGCUGAAAUUCGCACAACAAAGUCGCUACUCCUCGAUUUGAACCUAUAACGCAGCAAAAUACGCUUGAGUCGGAAUAACAUCUAUUGUGGAAUGCAUCUAAAGUCUAUCCAAGUGUUUUUGGAAACCGGUGAAUGAUAACGAGAAACGAAAGUUUGGGAGAUCAAUCAUUCAACUGAAACGAAUCGGCCACGCGGCAAAAUCAUCUUGAACAAAUUGUUGAGAGAACAGUGGGUUGAAAAAUGUCUUAUGAAAACGUCCCUUGUGCGAGUCCUGACACAGAAAGAGAUGAGGAGCCUGCUCCAUCUCUCUACGGCAUCGAGACAGCGGACGAAAACCUGCAAUUGGCGAAAAAGAGAAUUGAACCAAUUGUACCACCAUCACGACUCGCAGAAACUGCUAACAUUGAAGACCACUUGAUAAUGAAUGAGGAAGAGAUCGCUCAAGCUACGAGGGUUAAUAGAAAAGACUUUGAAUCCGAAGGGAAAGAGAAACGCGAGGAGGAAUCAAUACCACGAAGUGAAGAUGAUCGAAAUAGUUACGGCUCCCUUCCACCUCGCGCUCGCUGGAGGAGAUGGGGUGAAUACGAGACUCAGCCCAACGAAAAUACGAACGCGGCAGAGGUUCCGACUUGUGAGUUUAGCGAGAGAAAUGACAGAAGUGAUUCAGUUAUUAAACACGCUCACGAUGCAAAAGAAGAGGAGUCCACUCGCGGAAAAAUAUCGCUUGAUCGCGAGGACUAUAUGAGCUUGCAGUGCAACGAAAACAUUUCGCGGGAUGAUGGCGGUGCGGCGAGAAGUAAUGUGGACCGCUCGCGCGGCGGUGUCUAUUAUUAUCAUCGUGACGAAGCGAGUGGUAAAUCUAUGGUGUCGAGAGAUGGAGACGGCUAUGAAAGCGAUACUGACAGGUCUCGUAAAGCACCGGAAACUGAUAGUCAGAAACCUCAAGAUCAGCAUGCUGUACCUCAAGCAUAUCACAUGCACUACCCAAACAUUAUGACACUUUCUCAAGCAGGCGGUAUGGUAGGAGCUCAAGCUUUAGCUGGAAUGCCUGCUCAUUUACUAAGAGAGCAUUUGAUGCGCAUGCACUUUGCUGGAGAUGGGAGACAACCUAGUCAGCGGGGCGACUAUGCCUCCAGUCGACCUGAGCAGCAAGUCCCUGUGGCCAGUAGCCCCGGUGAUUCAGCUGAAUCAGUGUAUAACGCCCUUCCCAGACAUGCUCAACCCGUAAACACUGGCAUCCAGUACGUGGAUCGCCAGGGUCUAGUGCAACAGGGGUUCGCAGUAAUCCCUGGAAUUGGCCCUGUCCAGGUCUCCAUGGAUGGUAAUGGGGGGGUGUAUUAUUCAGCCAUUCCCAUGGGCGCAACAGAUCCAAGCCGUUAUGACAAUUUCACAAGUAUACAGGCUUUCAAUAAAAUGCAAGCUGAGAAUCAGGCGAGACUACAGACCCAGCGGCCUUCAGCAGGAACCACCGUCUCCACAAGUGAGCAACAGCAGCCACACCACAGCAAAGAAAGCACACAGAAUGCUGCAAAGUCAUACACUAGCUCCAUGCAUACAAAUGCAGUCCUAUCUCCAACAUCUUCUGAAGAGCUAAGGUCAACUGCUUCCCCCAGCCACCAGAGUGGAAGCAGUAGUCCAACUCCAACUUCCCAGGAUGAGUCCAGCGAUAAGAAAAUACUGCAAGCAAAAGCAAAGGGGAGACCCAGGCCUUAUGGCUCCCGGCCGGAAAUCAAAUGUGAACAAUGUGGUAAAAUCUUUGGUUCGUCUAGUGCUCUCGCGAAGCAUAAGCUUACACACAGUGAUGAAAGGAGAUAUGUCUGUUCCAUCUGCAGUAAAGGAUUCAAGAGACAGGACCACCUCAACGGCCACAUGGUUACACACCGGGAUAAAAAACCCUAUGAGUGUAGUUAUGCAGAUUGUGAUAAGAGUUACUGUGACAUGAGAUCACUACGGCGACACUUAGAGAACCACCAUGCCGCCAACCAAGCCGCCAGCGGUAGUGGCAGCAGUAAUGGUAGCCGCACAGCCAGUCCUGCCCCACCAGUCGAAAAGCCUGCUGGUAAUACCGUCAGUGCUGUCACUGUUGUCCCAGCUAUUGGGCACAUGGAGUCAUCAACCAACAAGAUGGUGGUCAAGCCUGGGCGCGGCCGUCCACCAAAGGAGAGGGGCUUAAAUAUUGAGGGUACAGACUCGGGACGCUCAACACCAUGCAGCACUGGUGAGCCUGGACACGACCAGGGAAAUAAGUUGAGUAAAAGAGAAAGGAGCAGUGAUAGUUGUAGCUCAGAUGGCUCUGAUGGACCCCCCAAUAAGUUAGCCGCUGCCGAGCCUAAACCUCAUACUGCGAUGGCCAUGCUGAAGCAAGCUGCUGAGCGUGUGCAGGAGCAGCGUAAACAGCAUGCAUUGGUAGAGCAGCAGCAGCAGCGUUUCUCACAACACCCUUACAUGGUACUUCAUGACGGCCUAGCUUACCCACCCCAGUUGUACGCAGCACAGGUUUAUCCAGGGCAGGAUCCAAGAUUCGGGGUGUACCCCUAUCCCCAGAUGUUUGCACAACAGGUUUAUCAGCUAAGCAAUGGGCAGGGUGUUGUUAUUGGUGGUCAGGACCUUCAGCGUCAGCAGCUUGCAAGCAGGCUCCAAGCUGAAGUCGAGAGGCAAAAUGAGCUAGCCAAGCAGAAGGCACAGAUGCAAGGACAGCAAUCGGCCCAGCCGUCACCAAUGCAAGAGUACCCCUCACCAAACGACAACAGGCCGGAUGGACUCUAUCGCCAGAAAAUAGCCACUUCAGGUACUCCGACUGAUGCGACCGCCAUUGCUCUUGCCACUGCUAAGGACACCGCCCAGCAUUUGUACUCACGGGAAAGCUACUUUGGUGUACAUCCAUCUGGGACACAGUGGCAACCGGUUCGGUAUGAUGAGACUAUUCAACAUUCUACCUCUGAUAUGGGCAACGUCAAGACAUGUCACUCCCAGUCCCCUGAUAGUGGCACAUCAAGUGAUGUAGAGGACAGGUACCCCCGUGGGGUACAUUUUGCUGCAAGUGUCCGACCCGAUAACAUUGAUAUCCCUAGGAAACCAAGAGAGUUUUCCCAACAGGGAGGAAACCAUUCGCAAACAGACAUUAAACAUUCCAGAGAGCACAGAAAUGAUAGUGACAAAGACAAUUCAGUUUUUAGAAACCCUUCAGAUAUUGUUUCUCCUCGACGGAAGAGGCCAAGGCCUGAACCGCUCAAGAUCCCGCCGUCUGUUAGUACAGCAUACAACAGUCCGGCCUCCCCGCAUGGACGUAACAGGACCUGCUCGCCACCCUACACUCCACCACCUAUGCUUAGUCCAAGGAGUAUCUUCAGUCAUGUGAAUGCUGCCGGGAAUCUCACACCAAGAUCCGGGGUUCCACCCAUGCCAAUGACACCCAGUCGUCUCAUGCUGAGUGCCCGCAGACUUAGCAGCAAUGAUGUCGAUGAUGAACUAACAUUCCCUGAACCGAAAAUCAAUAUUGGUCCCCAAUUCCAGGCUUCAAUUCCAGAUGUUAUUGCACCUAAAGAAAAUGCAAGGCAUGAUGACCAUAAAGCAACGUUAGUCUGGUAUCCAGUGGACGAACGGAAAAGAGGGAGAAGAGAAGAAAUUGAAGCUUUCUUAGACAUGGCUUGUUCUGUGGCUGUUGUUGGUGGAGGCUCUAACAAAGAGUAUGCAUUGCAUAUACUUCACAAAGCAGGAGGCAAUCUAAAGGAAGCAGUACGGCUAUUAUUAAGUAAGAAGCAUGUGACCAGCCCAAGUGAUCCUAUGUAUAACUACCACUACGAAGGAUCUGUAAAAUGGGCUUCUAAAGAAAGACAAACAUUCAGAAAUUCUUUUAGACUCAAGGGAAAAGACUUCAAUGACCUCAAGAAAGAGAUCGGUGAGACGAAGACAGUCGGAGACUGUGUCGAGUUCUACUACUUGUGGAAAGCAACACAUCCCGAAGCUGUCCGAGGCAGGACUCGCUACGUCGAUUCCGACUCGGAGGAAGAGUACGAAGAGGAAGACACUGGAAGUGAAACCAACAGCAAUCCUUCACUUUUUGAGUGUGAUUUCCCAGAUUGCAGCGCGAAAUUCGUCUCCAGACAAGCGCUGAACGGCCACAUACGCGUCCAUGGCGGGAGCUUUAUGAAGCCUAGCGAGCCGCGCAAACGACGUGCACCCCCACCAACCCUGGACCUAGAUCACGUGGUAGUUAAGAGGCGAAAGCCCCACGUGCCUGCCCCGCCCCCGAUGCCAUUAGUGGAAGGGGGGCCUCUCCCAGAGUUCGCCUGCAAAGUCUGUGGACGAAUUUUCCACAAGAUUAAGAGUCGGUCAGCACACAUGAAAACUCACGUGAAAAGGCCGGACGACGACGAUAAGAACUCGAUCCACCGACAAUAAAUCGACAGAACUCGGAAGUUAGUCGGGCGUAGAAUGUACGAGUAGUCGGAGUGUCAAAAAAGGCGAACUUUCAAAGUAACCUUAUAGAGUUCUAGCUAAUUUGUCAGACGAUUCCGAGAUAAGCAUGUUGGGAAAAUCUAGAUAAAAUUUGGCAUGGAAAAAUUUUGGUUAUUUGCAUUUUUUCAUGCGAGAUGUGAUUGUUCUUUUGUUACACUCUUCACAGCAUAGAAACUGAUUAUAAAUCCUGCUGUAAUUUAGCGGGCUGAAUAAGAAAGUGCAUUGUUAAAGAAAAUGAAGGCUCAUUUUGAAAUAAUAUACCGUGACAAAACUUUGUAUUUGUGCUUGGUGUAUAACUAAUUUAUUGUAAUUCAGCGAGGCAUGGGCCUAAUGAGAGUACCGGUUUAACUUAUAGCCUUUGCUUUUUUUCACUCUUUCUUCGUCAGAAUUGGCCCGUCAUAUUUGUACAUUUGUAUUUAUAUUCUGGCGUACUAUUUCGCCGUUUCUAUUGUAAAUUAAACACGGGCCAAGUAUAUAUUUUAAAUAAUCAAUGAAGCCCUAGGUUCACUAUGACAGAGAUAGCAAAUUCUUCCUAAAACCUCGAAAUUGAGAGUUGUUAUUAUAUGUAAAAAUAUAUUCUACGCCAUGGUUCAUUAGCAGUGUACGAAUUGCUACGUUUAAACAGGAUCUUGCCGUUAUUAUCGGUUUAAUUUAACCGCACGAUAAAUCAUUUAGACAUCGCAACUCCAAAUAUUUGCUUGAAUUUUAUUUGAUAUUAUCUUUAAUUAAUUCCUCGAUAGAUUUAAAAGUAAGGAGAGCUAUUUAAAUUUCCAUAAAGCUCACCUGCUAAUGGUUUAACAUGUGUUUGGUUAUGGUAAAGGCAGUAAAUUUGAACCAAGGAGCUGGCUCAUUAAAUUGGUUCAAUAGUGUUAGUGAGUAAAAGAGCAGUUAUAGACUGCAGGGCAGUCUACCCAGGCAUCGAAAAGCUGUACAUAAAUGCCUGUAUAAAUUGUACUACGUUUGGCGUGAAUAAAUAUACAAUGGAA